AUGAAUACCAGCACUGUAAUAGAGUACAUGAAUCAGGUGAUACACAUUCGCCCAUGCAAGAAAAAGGGUGGGUGCCUUUCCUCGAAUGGCCUUCCUGCUGUGAGCCUCAUUCCCCUAAAUUCUGGAAAUGAGUGCAAACCGGCAAAAGACACGCCUUUCCCUGCCAUUGUCAUUGAGCGGCUUGCAAACAGCAGCUCGACUGUGCAGCUGAAUGAAGAGCUCUGUAUCCGACGGGUGUCAGAAGAUGGGAGCUCUGAACUUUCCUCUGCGGCGGAGGUCGAACCAGAUGUUCGGAUAUAUCCAGUGUCUGGAGAUGGACAAGAAGCAGCACCUCGAGACCCCAUCUUUGUUGUCAAUGGGCGUGCGGAAUCCCCGGUGAAUGAAGCAGCUCUUCAAAUUGACUGUGAAUCUGGAGAACCAGAAUUGACUUCAGUGACCCCAUUUGCAGUGUGUGAGACAAUUCUUGAGGAGGGUGAUACUGAGUCAUCUGAUGUGUCAACCUCCAAUGACCUUGGUGAAACGUCUUCCAAAGAUCCUCUGGGAAGCCCCAUUGUCAUUCGAACAGACACACUUUCUGUUGCUUCUGUGUUGUCACUUGAUGGGCCAGGAAUCAUGAGGAAGAAAAGAGAACCUCGGAAACGAGUUCAGGUUGUGAAUGGCCUCAAUUAUCAUCCCAAGAUCUGUGGGAAAGGGUUCAACCAACCAAGCAAUCUUAAGAUCCACCAACGUCAUCAUGCAGAGUCUCCUCACAUCUGUAAAUACUGCGGCAACUCCUAUUCCACUCUGAGUAUCCUACAGAAGCAUAUGGUGUCUGUUCAUGGGAAGCGAGAAACAUUCAUAGAAGAAGAUGAUGCUACUGUCACGUGUGAAUUAUGUGACCAGAGUUUUGAGUCUUUCGAUGUCUUCGAGGAGCACAUGCAUGAGAUUCAUGACGCUGCUGUUAGCAUUGUGGAAUUGAUAAGGGAUCUGAAUGAAGAGAUGUUCAUGCUCCCCGAUCCUUUGGAUAGGUACUGCCUGUAUGAAGAGGCAGAACAGAAACUUGGAAAGAAGAUGAGGGGGAACCUUGGAAGUAUGGAAGAAGGAGGAGGAGGAGGAAGGAAAGCAGUAUGUCACUUCUCCAGCAAUGAUGUUACUUAUUCUACUACCUCAGACAAUUCUCUCUUCACCAUUUCGGUGGAUCCCUCAUUGCUGGACUCCUCAAUGCCUGUUGUGAUACCAUUACCUGCAUCUGUGAGGGUUGAUCUUCCCAUGUGUGACAAGGGGGUGAACACAACAACAUGUAUUGAUGAAUUUGAGGAUGCCCCCAUUGUUGACCCAACUGCAGAAGAUUCACUGUGUCUGGUCUGUCAGCGCCCAACAGUGGAUCCUUCUCUCGCUAAUUACCCCAUUCCUGCUACUGCUCGACUGAGACCAUCUUUCUCAACUGUCAUGGAAAAGCUAGAGUGUAUCCUUGAGACGAAGGUGACUCUCCACAAACAAGAAUAUGCAAAGGAACGUAACUGCAUGUCGCAAACAUCUCAAAUAAUAAGUCCAGAGGAGGAUCAGAUUCCUCCUCAGUCACCUAAUGCUACCUCAGUCAUCAAUCUGGAAGAACCUCAGCCCAAAAUGAAAGAUGAUGUGCUUGACUUUGAGGAGAUGCCAGAGAAGUCUUCAAGGAGGGCAUCCUUGCGCAUCAAAGCAAAGCAGCGAAAAGAAAAGAAAUCAGGAGAGAGUGUUUCAAAGCCUUUAGAUACCAAUGAUAGUGUGACAGAAUUGCAGAAUGAUGAUGGUGAUCAUGACAGAGUCAACUCUAGUGUCAGUGAUAACUUGACCAAAGAUGAGGAGGAUGACAGCAUUGAAGCUGGGGAAAGGAAAUCAAACAAUGAAGACAGUCCUGGUCAAUGGUCACAGUCAAAGGAUCCUAGAGAGAGACGGAAGACACGGUGCCAUGAAAUUGUUUGUGACCAAUGCCAACGAUCAUUUGUGUAUCGAGCUGUCUAUCAAAAUCACAUCUGCAUGAAGCUAAAGGAUGGAGAGAAUUUUGAAUCUAAUUCAGGAGUGUUCUCAUGUCGUCUUUGUUCAAUGUCUUUCAAUCGUCAGGGUGAGCUAAGGAAGCAUUUUUCAAGUAACCAUCCAAAUGAGAAGCCAUUCAAAUGCCAUGCAUGCGACAAACUCUUCACCUUCCAUUGUGAUUAUUCCCGGCAUGAGCUCAUACACACACGUGCCAAUGCACAGAGGUGCAACAUCUGUCAACGUGUCUUCAGUGGGAGUUAUAACUUGGAUCUUCACAUGAAAAAAGCCCAUACAAAAAAUGGCAUCCUUGUCCCUCUCCCAAAGUGCCAGGAUUGUGAAAAAACAUUUAGUUCCCAACAGAGUUACCAGGCACAUUUGGAUUCAGACCAUGGUCGUGCAGCCACUCGUCUUCUUUGUUCAGAAUGUGGGCAGGGUUUCAGCAAACAGUGUGAACUUCGCCUGCAUGAGAUGAAACACAGGGGUUGCAACCUUCAGAAGCAUAUCAAGACACACACAGGAGACAAACCAUAUCUCUGCACUACCUGUGGGAAAAAAUUCAUCGACCAGUCUCACCUGCGGACUCACGAGCGGUUUCACCUGAACUUACGCCAGUUCAAAUGUCGUCACUGUGACAAGACGUUUGUGCUUCGUUCUAAUUGCCGUCGCCACGAACGGACUCACUUCAAGUGCAAGGUCUGUUGCAAGGAUUUUGCCUCGUCUGAGGAACUGAGUGAGCAUCGUCGAUCUGAGGCCCAUCAGACGACAAAGCAGCGGAAGACAGCAUCAGCACCAGGGAUCGUAUCUGUUAAAGAUAUCACGCUUCAUUCAACUACUUCAGCCACACUUAAUCCUGGCAACACAUCUGCAACCCUUUCUGUGAUUGGAGCUCAAGCUCUGCCCCAAUCGAUGGGUGAUGUGAUGAAUAUGGAACCUGGGUCUGACCUCCUGUAUUCACAUGCACAUGCAGCAGCCUCACUUAGCAACACUCAUCAUGUUGUUUCAUUGACAGAAGGCCAACAAAAUGUUCUCCUUGAGAGUAUGGACAUGAGUGAUUUAGUACAGGUGGAUGCCGAUGCAAAGAUGUCGGAAGAUUCUGCUGUUUCUAAUCAUGGAAACACGAGCUGUGAUGAGUUGACGAGCUUCAGUCACUCAUUAGCAUCACUGAGAUGUGCUUCCAAUGGGAAAAAAGUGAUGGAGAAUACAUGA
Molecule: messenger RNA, 3198 nt
Organism: Darwinula stevensoni
Lineage: Eukaryota; Metazoa; Arthropoda; Ostracoda; Podocopida; Darwinulidae
Source: the annotation of a GenBank genome assembly